GGAAAUCGUGCAAUUCGCUUGACAUAUUCUGUGUGCUGUUGUUUCCUACGCGACAUCAACGGAAUGUUAUUUCUUAUAUUUAGCUUCACGUAAAUAUUCGUUAGAAAAUAGAAACGAUGAAAAAUUUAACGUGGUUAUUGUUGUUGGUGGUUUAUAUUAACUUAUGCUAUUGUUUUCGAAGAAAAGAUUAUAAGCUAGGUGUGGUAGUACAUCAAACACCAUCAGAUGCUGAAUUGCCGCUAAAUGAUACUAUUAUUAAGACAAAUCUCAUAGAGAAAAAUUCAAUUUCAUUAACCAGUAAUAUCCAAACUAUUUCCAAGAUAGAUAUUUUCGAAACUUCUAAAAUUGUUUGUAAUUUGAUAAGCGAUGGAGUUGUAGCUGUAUUUGGUCCACCUAAUCGUAUAACCACACCUGUAGUGGAAUCAACUUGUAAAAGCCUCAGUAUCCCUUAUAUCGUUACUUCUUGGAGAAAAACUAAUACUGAAGAAUCGAAUGUUUUUUUGAAUUUCCACCCAGAUGCAGAUAGAUUAGCUAAGGGUAUUGCAGAAAUUAUAAGAAGUUUGGAAUGGGUAGGUUUUAUUAUUUUAUAUGAGGACGAAGAAGGUUUAGUUAAUUUGCAAGAAGUUAUAAAACUUCAAAGCGUUGAAAAAACAGAUAAUCAAGAUUUUAUUCGUAUAGAACACCUCGUUGGUGGGCCAGACUAUAGACAUAUAUUCAAAAAAUUUCAAAAUAGCACGGAAAAUAAUAUCAUUUUGGAUUGUAAGACCGAAAAUAUUUUGCCAAUAUUAAAACAAGCUGCCCAAUUGGAUAUGGUAGAUAUACGAUAUAACUAUUUUCUCACAUCUUUGGAUGCCCACACGGUGGAUUAUUCUUCUUUAAAUUUAACGGCAAACCUAACAACAAUAAGAAUUUUUGACAACAAUUCUGAAAAUUUAAAGUAUACUUUACAAAAAUGGAGCAACACCGCUUUUGAAUUUUAUCGUAACGCCGUCGAUAUACGUCCUGAUACUAUAUCAACAGAAACAGUACUCUUACACGAUGCCCUAUUAUAUUUAUCGACCGCUCUGAAGGAUAUGCCGAAUAUUUCACAAGAAAAAGUCAACUGCUUCGGGUUAGGAGAAUUUAUUGAUGGACCUGCUAUAAUAAACGCUACGAAAUAUGUAGAAGGACUGUCGCCUGUUACUGGACCAAUAAAGUUUGAUGAUUAUGGUAAUAGAAUCGAUUUUAACAUUUAUGUGUACACUCAUUUGGAUAAUCAGGCGAUAGCUACUUACCAAGCACAAAACGAAAUGUUGCAACUGACAAGAACAUCUGAAGAAACUAAUUUGGCUUCUAUUUCAAAUUUGAAAAGGAUUAAAGUUAUAGUUUCGACAAGAAUCGGUGAACCUUAUUUAAUGUACGCCGAAUCCCCGGAUGGUACACCGUUGCAGGGUAACGACAGAUACGAAGGUCUAACGAAAGAUUUGAUGGAUGAAAUAGCAAACAUUUUGGAAUUUCAAUAUGAAAUUUACUUAACAGAAGGUAAUAUUUAUGGCAAAUUUAUUGAAUCAGAAAAACGGUGGACAGGUUUGAUAGGAGAUCUUCUUGAAGGAAGGGCGCAUCUUGCACUUUGUGAUUUAACAAUUAAUCAACAAAGACGAUCAUAUGUAGAUUUUAGUAUGCCUUUUAUGACUUUGGGUAUCGCCAUUAUGCAUAAAUUGCCAGCUAAAGAAGAAGCCAAUCCUUUUGCUUUCUUAGAUCCUUUCUCUACAGCAGUUUGGAUUUAUUCAGCUACAUUAUAUUUAGUCGUGUCUAUUGUACUCUAUUUCAUUGCAAGAAUGACUCCAGGAGAUUGGGAAAAUCCUCAUCCAUGCGAUGAGAAUCCUACGGUACUAGAGAAUAUCUGGGGCUUGAAAAACUGUCACUGGGCAACACUAGGUACUAUAAUGAACCAAGGAUGCGAUAUUUUACCAAAGGGAAUUUCUUCGAGAUUGGCACUCUCGAUGUGGUGGUUUUUUGCUCUUAUUAUAACUAACUCUUAUAUAGCUAAUUUGACGGCAUUUCUAACUAAAGCUAAUUUGGAACCUCCUAUCAAAAAUGUGCAAGAUUUAGCGAAACAGAAUAAAAUAAAAUAUGGACUUUUAGAAGGAGGUGCGACUGAACAAUUUUUCAAGGAAUCUAAUCUAUCUCUCUAUCAGAAGAUGUAUGUGGAUAUGAAAGCCCAGAGACCCAGUGUAUUCGAAAAAGAUAAUUUAGAUGGUGUUCAACGUGUACAAAAUACUAAAAAUGAAUUGUACGCUUUUUUAAUGGAAUCUACCGGUAUAGAAUAUCACGUUCAAACCAAAUGCGAUUUGAAACAAGUUGGAUCGUGGUUAGAUUCGAAAGGUUUUGGUAUAGCAAUGCCUAUGAAUGCCAAUUAUAGAGGAGCUAUUGAUAAGGCUAUCUUACAACUACAAGAAGCUGGUAAACUUUCUUAUUUAAAAGAGAAGUGGUGGAAGUUAAAAAGAAAAGAGCCGUUAUGUGAAAACAUUAGAUCUCAAAAUAAAGACGACAAUGGCGAUUUAGAUUUGGCAAGAACAAGCGGUAUCUUUUUAGUAUUGACUGUUGGAGUGGCCAUUGCUAUAGCUCUAGGUUUGACGGAAUUUUUAUGGAAUGUGAGAAAUAUAUCAGUAGAAGAACAUAUAUCGUUUUGGGAUGCUUUGAAAAUAGAAGUAAAAUUUGCUGCUAAUAUUUGGAUAACGAAGAAAAAAAUUAAGCCGGUGGUGUCUGAAUCAACUUCAUCAGAAAGCAAGAGCGAAAAAGAUAAUAAGAGCAUGAUUCACAGUUUCUUACAAACGGCUAGUUCUUUCAUAAAUUUGCAGCAAAGUUCUUAGUUCAAAAAUUUAUUUUGAGAAAUUACACUUGAUUACAAUACAUAUUACCGAUGUUAUCGACACUUAUAUAUGGAUUCAUUUGAGCGUACCUCGUAUAUACAAUAUACUCUUAUUUUAUGUUGAAAUGAUUGUAUUAUUGUAGUCUUUAGACUUUUGUUAGAAAUAAUUUAUCUAAAUAUUUCAAAACUGUGUCAUUACAGGGUUGUAUGUGCUACUAAUAUUAAGUAAUUUUUAAAACCGAUAUAGAGACAUAAAAGUUAAUUAACAAUUAUAAAUUUACUGACAUCUGUAGUUCAUCUAUGAAACACACUCCCGACAGCUAAGAAGUUGCCAUUUCAAUCGACCCGCCACCAAACGUACUAAAUAUUACGAAAACAGAUGGCAGCAAAAUAUAUAGAUUUCUGAUAAUUUUGCUUUUCGUAAACUGAUUAUUUGUAAGCUGAUUAUUUGAUUUUAAUUGAUUGGUUAUAUAUUCAAUUCACUACCUUCUUUUCGGGUUUAUAAAAAUACUUUAGAAUGCAAAUGAACAAGUUUAACUAACCUUAAGUUUUUGAGUUAAUAACUAGAUGUCAGCAUCAUAUUUUAUUUAUCAUAUUUUAAAUUCAAAAUUUAUAUUUUCUAGUCAGGCCGUAAAAUAUAUCUAAUAUAAAAAUUCCUUGGUAAUAAGUAUUCCAAUUUUUCAUUUAUUUCUAAUAUUUAUCUACAGCUAUGUUCAAUACUUCCUGGGUACCAGAUUUUCAUUGAAAAUAAUUUCUUCAAAAACUGGUAUGUGCUACUAAUAUCAAGUAUUCUUAAUAAUAAAAAUAGUAGGUAUAUAAAAUAUAAAUAAAUCACUAAUUAUGAAUUUCCUGACAUCUGUAGUUGAUCUAUGAAACACAGUUACGAAAGUUGCCAUUUAAACCGACGUGUUAUUAAACGUAUUGAAUAUUAAGCUAACAGAUGGCAGCAAAUUAGAUAGAUACUUAAUUAUUUUGCCUCCCGCAUAUUAGUUAUUUGAAAAACUGAUUAAUUGAUUAUAAUUAAUUUAUUCAAUAAACUAACUUCUUUUAAAUAUAGGAUAAUAAUAUAGAAUAUGUUUAACUAACCAUAAGUUUUUGAGUUAAUAACUAGAGAUCAGCAUCAUCUUUUGCUUGGAAUAUUUGAAAUUCUAAUUUAUAUUUUCUAAAUACGCUGUAAAAUGUAUCCUAAUAUAGAAAUUCGAUGGCAAUAAAUAUAUUUCUUUUU
This is a messenger RNA of Diorhabda carinulata, 4076 nucleotides long. Its product is annotated as glutamate receptor ionotropic, kainate 2-like. Gene Ontology annotation, molecular function: transmitter-gated monoatomic ion channel activity involved in regulation of postsynaptic membrane potential; glutamate-gated receptor activity. Lineage: Eukaryota; Metazoa; Arthropoda; Insecta; Coleoptera; Chrysomelidae. Gene Ontology annotation, biological process: monoatomic ion transport; synaptic transmission, glutamatergic; modulation of chemical synaptic transmission. Gene Ontology annotation, cellular component: plasma membrane; postsynaptic membrane. The record is from RefSeq and is a predicted model, not a curated record. The coding region runs from base 117 to 2852 and encodes 911 amino acids. The transcript has 16 exons.